AUGCAUAAAGCAGUGAGCUGGAAAGUUGACGCAAAUGGAGACAAAUUCUGGGAGCUUUCUAAAAUGCGUCGUAUCACUAUCUCCUCCUUUCGAGGGAAGACGCUCGUCAACAUUAGAGAGUAUUACGAGAAGGACGGGCAAGAGCUCCCGGGGAAGAAGGGCAUUUCUUUACCUAUCGAUCAAUUCUCUGCUCUUGUAACAUUAUUACCAGAUAUUGAAAUGGCGCUUAAAGAGAGCGGGGAGUUUGUGCCGCGGCCAGACUAUCCUCAGGCCAAUAAAAAGCCGAACGGGGACGAUAGCAACGAAACAGACCACAGCACGGAACCUGAAAGCAAAUAUUCAAUGAAGAAGAAUAUUGAAGCAACCAGUGAGGAAGACUAG
Messenger RNA from Aspergillus pseudoviridinutans, 381 nucleotides. RefSeq names its product transcriptional coactivator p15/PC4 family protein. Gene Ontology annotation, molecular function: DNA binding; transcription coactivator activity. NCBI's taxonomy places the organism in Eukaryota, Fungi, Ascomycota, Eurotiomycetes, Eurotiales, Aspergillaceae. Gene Ontology annotation, biological process: positive regulation of transcription initiation by RNA polymerase II. The coding region runs from base 1 to 381 and encodes 126 amino acids. The record is from RefSeq and is a predicted model, not a curated record. The transcript is spliced from 2 exons.